Messenger RNA from Olea europaea var. sylvestris, 595 nucleotides. RefSeq lists its product as uncharacterized. The record is from RefSeq and is a predicted model, not a curated record. The transcript has 6 exons. The annotation marks the transcript as partial. Lineage: Eukaryota; Viridiplantae; Streptophyta; Magnoliopsida; Lamiales; Oleaceae.
AGCCCACAAGAUGCUGUUACAGCUUUUCAAAUUUUGGGUGGUGAAGCUCAGAUAGUUCAGAUAAUGUUAAAGCCUCAAGAGAAGGUGAUCGCAAAGCCUGGUACCAUGUGCUACAUGUCUGGUUCUGUCCAAAUGGAAAAUGUUUAUGCACCUGAAAAUGAAGCAGGUGUGUUGCAGUGGCUUUUUGGGAAAAGUGUGACUAGCAUAGUUUUCCAAAAUAAAGGUUCAGCUGAUGGAUUUGUAGGGAUUGCCGCUCCUUCUCUAGCAAGAAUUAUCCCGAUUGACUUGGCAAUAUUUGGCGGUGAAAUGUUGUGCCAGCCAGAUGCAUUUCUUUGUUCAAUCAAUGAUGUCAAAAUCAAUAAUACAGUUGAUCCAAGGGCACGUAAUGCUAUUACAAGUGCUGAGGGAUUUUUGAGGCAGAAGAUAUCUGGUCAAGGACUUGCAUUUGUAGUUGGGGGUGGUUCUGGUAUGUUUUAUUAAAUUCCUUUCACUGGAGAACACUUUUGGGCUUUUCAGUAAAGCAUUUGACUUUGACAUUAGGAUGAUGUAAUCUUGCAUAUUGUCUUCCAGAAUUUUUUCUCUUACAUUUAGUGAC